GGCCUCCACCUCCCAUCUUUCUUCCAUGCGUGAUCCUCUUACCAGUUCUCAUCAUGGAUCUGCCUCUACGGGUCUCUGACCUCUUUCACACCCUUCAUACGCGGACGAUCGACAUACGUGCCAGCUAUCCAGCCUCGCAGCCUCGGCCAGGCCAUGUGGAUGAAAUCGCCAUAGCGACCUUGUACCUGAUGGUGAUGAUGAUACUGGCCGUGUUGAUACGACUCGCCUUUCGCCUAUACAUGCUCCGCUCGCUGCACUGGGAUGAUGGUAUUUGUUCUCUAUCCCUGGUCUUCGCCGUUGCGCAAUGUAUAUCCAUUCUUGUUGGGACUAGGCACGGUCUGGGAAAACGACAAUCAGCUUUGAGCGACAAACAAACACACAUACUGGAAAGGGCUCUUUACGCGGCAGAUCUGUUCUACGUCCUGGCUCUAAGUCUCGCCAAAGUUUCAGUCCUGCACCUCUUAAACAAGCUGACUGUCAACAAAUGGCACAAAAAAAUAACCUGCUGGUCAUCGAUGCUAGUUGGCAUCUGGACGGUGCCAGUGUUUUUUGCUCUGGCAUUCAAAUGCGGGGUGCCUAGGCCAUGGGAUACCACCAAUCGGCAUUGCAUCGACAUGUUCAUCUUCUGGGCCGCCAUCUCCCCCGUUGACAUCAUCACCGACUUGGUAAUUUGCAUCCUACCAAUCUACAUCGUGAAGCCCGUCCAAGUUGUCGUCGGAAAGAAAGCCACCGUCGUGGUCGCAUUCUGCAUCCGUAUCUUGUACGUCAACCCCACUCUCUUCGUCUCAACCCUACUCACAUCUCCCAGCGUAGUAAUCACCACCAUCAUCCGCCUCGUCUACAUUCGUCACGCCCCUCCAUCCCCCGAUGUAACCAACGCCGCCUUCGCCACCAUCAUCACAACCGAAUGCGUCCUCUGCGUCAGUCUCAUGACCGCCUGCAUUCCAUGCCUGAAGCCCUUCCUCGACGCCUUUGACAGCGGCAUGCUCAAUAUCUCACUACACAAGCGCAUCGGCGGAGGUAGCAACAGUAACUCCUACGGCAACACAUACGCAUUGACAAGUAUGUCCAAGGGUGUCAAGGAGUCCGCCACCCGGUCACGGUUUAUGGAGGAUGAGAUAGAGGGAUUGGGUAGUUCGGCAGCUGCAUUUGCCGUAACGGCACCUGGGGAGCCAUUAAAUAAUAGGAACUCUGCGAUGGCCAUCCAGAGGACGGAUCAGUGGAGUGUUAGAUGUGAAUAUGUUGAUCCCAAGGCGGGGUCGAUUGAUGAGGCGGAGGGGUCGGAGCUGAGUGUGGGGAGGGGGGAUCAUUCUUUGGGGUGA
This is a messenger RNA of Aspergillus sclerotioniger CBS 115572, 1322 nucleotides long. RefSeq lists its product as uncharacterized. The transcript has 4 exons. Bases 54 to 1322 code for a protein of 422 amino acids. NCBI's taxonomy places the organism in Eukaryota, Fungi, Ascomycota, Eurotiomycetes, Eurotiales, Aspergillaceae. The record is from RefSeq and is a predicted model, not a curated record.